AUGCUGGGUCUGGGGGACCCCUGCUGGGUGGGCCCGGGGCCUGAUGGGGGCUUUGCUGGUGAAGAGUUUGGGGAUGUGCGGCUGUUUGGCAGUGCCCGCCAGCCACUGGGCUCCCUAGGGGGCUGGACGGGGCACAUUUUUGGCUGCCCAGCAGGCAUCUGCUCCAACUCGGAUAACAUUAUUGUGGCAGAUGAGCAGAGGGGCCAGGUGACCCUGUUUCCCCGGUCUGGGCCACCCAUCCGCCUGGUGUCACAGGGGUUUGGGCAGCCCUUAGAAGCGGCCUCUGCACCCCAGGGCCAGCUCCUGGUGGCCAAUGCCAAGGACAACUUCAUCAAGGUGUACCAGGGCCUCAAGGAGCAGCCCUCCUGUGCCUGGGGCCAGCUCCAACACCUUAUCACCAUGGGAGGAACCCUCAGUGUGGGUGGAGCCUGCAGGCUGUGGGCCUUGCCUGCCUGA
Molecule: messenger RNA, 456 nt
Organism: Saimiri boliviensis boliviensis (Bolivian squirrel monkey)
Lineage: Eukaryota; Metazoa; Chordata; Mammalia; Primates; Cebidae
Gene: NHLRC4
Product: NHL repeat containing 4
Cellular component (GO): cytoplasm
Source: RefSeq, a predicted model, not a curated record